GUGGGAAGCAAGAUGGCGAGCGACACGGUGCAAUGUCCGGUUUGUUCUAAUGACUUUACCUCCGAUGAGAUUAAUGGUCAUCUCGACGUUUGUCUACUGAAAAGCCACACCGAGAACAGUCGUUUGUGUCAGGACUCUAAUGAUGGACCAUCAAAAAAGAAGUUUUGUUCCGAAGUAGCGCCAAAGCGAUCUAGUGGAGACCCGGAGACCCCUUCCUCCUCGGGUGUUUUCUCCAUGUUUCACCAAAAUAAAAGUAAAAGUUCAGCUCAAAUUGAUAUAAAUUCUCCUAACACAAAACCUUUUGGCGGCGCUGUUAACAAGGGAAUUAAACGUACUUUUGCGGUCGGUUCUGAAGCAGAACCCGAAUGUUCGGGAGCACGAAUUAAGAGUGAGGGAGUGACCCUGAACGCAACACGUACCCUGUGUUUACGGACCCUGUUAUCAUCAAACAAACCACUUGCGGAGGUCUUGAGGCCCAACACGCUGGAGGAAUAUUUUGGUCAAAGUAAAGUUGUCGGCGAACAAACCCUCCUCCGAUCCCUGUUGGACUGCCAAGAAAUACCUUCUUUCAUCCUGUGGGGACCACCAGGAUGUGGCAAGACCACUCUGGCUCACAUCAUUGCCAGCAACAGUAAGAAAAAGGGCACGUCUCGUUUUGUGACGCUCUCCGCCACCAGCGCCUCUGUUGCCGAUGUGCGAGAAGUCAUCAAACAAGCACAGAACGAGUUGCGGCUAUGCAAGCGCAGAACUAUACUAUUCAUUGACGAAAUCCACCGCUUCAACAAAUCCCAACAGGACACGUUCCUUCCUCACGUCGAAUGCGGAACAGUGACUCUGAUAGGUGCCACCACCGAAAAUCCGUCCUUCCAGGUGAACUCAGCUCUGCUCAGCCGCUGCAGGGUGCUGGUCCUUGAGAAGCUCUCGGUCGAGGCAAUGGGCUCGAUCCUGGACCGAGCGGUGACGGCACUCGGGAUCACUGUGCUGGAAGGGGAUCAAUCCGACCUCGAAUGGCCAGACCACCGAGCGGAUGGAAAUGAAUUGAAAGUUUAUAUCGAGCAAAAAGCUCUGGACACAAUCGCCCACCUGUGUGACGGUGACGCUCGGACGGGGCUCAACAGUCUGCAACUGGCCGUUCAAGCUCAGGUCAGGUUGACCCAGGAUUCCACCCAGGAAAUUCUUGUGAAGGAAGAACACAUCAAGGAGGGUCUCCAGAAAUCUCAUAUUCUUUACGACAAAGCAGGCGAAGAGCAUUUCAACUGCAUCUCAGCAUUGCACAAGUCCAUGAGAGGCUCCGACCAGAACGCCGCCCUCUACUGGCUGGGCCGCAUGCUCGAAGGUGGGGAGGAUCCGCUCUAUGUGGCUCGCCGGCUGGUCCGCUUUGCUAGCGAAGAUGUGGGUAUCGCAGAUCCCCUCGCUCUUCCUCAGGCUGUGUCCGCUUUCCAAGCCUGUCACUUCAUUGGGAUGCCUGAAUGUGAGGUGAUCCUGGCUCAGUGUGUGGUGUAUCUUUCCCGGGCAGCCAAAUCCGUGGACGUGUACAAGGCCUACAACAACGUGAAGGCAUGUCUGAGGAACCACAAAGGUCCCCUUCCUUCCGUUCCACUCCACCUACGCAAUGCACCCACACGUCUUAUGAAGCAGUUGGGCUACGCCAAGGGCUACAAAUACAAUCCUGCCUUCUGCACACCAGUGGAGCAAGAGUAUCUACCUGAAGAGCUGCGAGGCAUUGACUUUUUCACCUGGACGCCAUCAGAAGCAUGAUCACCCCUUGUCACUCAUCCGCUAAUGUGUACACAUCUAAAGGUAAAUUACAAUAAGACUGAACAUGACAUCCAUAAGCAUAUACCUUUUCCUUAUAUUUCAGUUUAACUACUCUAUUGCACUACUGGAACGAUAUUAACAAUUUUUGUCCUUCUGUGCAAACAAGUUAUGUGUAAAGUGUAAAGACUUAAAAUAUUAAACAUUAUUGAAUGAUUUAAAUAUUUUCAUUGUACAUUUUUCUGCAUCAUUGAACAGGACGUCUUUUUUUGGGAGAGGCAGACAUUUUAGGCUAAGGCUUUCAAGAUGCCCAUUUCGAUGAGCCGCCAAAUUGGAUACUGUUGGGAGAACUUGUUCAUCGUUGCUCUCAGCUUUGCGAUUGUAGUUUGCUUUGUUCAACAAAAACAAUGCCCCGUACUGGAAGCUCUUUCUAAUAUAUUACACCACACACAGAUUUGUGAGGAGGAAACUAAAAUUCAACAUACCCUUUUCAGGUAAACUUAGGUCAUUGGUUGUCAUUGAGGACAAUAGACAUUCAAUCAAUUUCAAAUUGAGGGGAAGGUGGAAACAAUGGCGUAGGUUUGCAUAGGGACGGUAGGGACAUUACACUACCAACUUUUCAGGAUGCUGAAAUUGUCCCCACCAACUUCUAAGCGACAUUAUUUGCAUUAUAUAAUGGCUUCAGUAUAUAGGUCAUUUAGAUUGUCCUCCCAUAAGUUGAAAGGAUAGAAUUGACCCGACCUAAGACCUUAAGAGAAUUACAGUACUUUCAUUAAGAUCAGACUUACAUCGACCCGUUUUCACUUGCUGAAUGUGCCAUUCCAUUUUUCUCCCUCAAACCCACAUUUGAUUGGCUGAUGACUUGCCCCCCCCCCCACACCCCUCCAACUCACCUAUUCAAAGCCCGACAGAAAUACAACAUGCCGCCUCCUCCGCCCCCUUCGAAGACAAGGGAUAUUAGAAGUUUUUUUCCGCCAGCAACAGCCACUGUAAGUAAUGUAAAAAGACAUCAAUGUUGUGGAGGUGAGGAACACACCACAAAUUUUGCUACUGAAAGUCAGACCUGCAUCAGAGUUAGUAUAGCAUUAGUCUGUGUGAAUUUCUCAAACUCGAGGAUAAAGUUGCGUUGAAAUAUCCUGUAUGUUUUCUUCUGUUAACAUUAAUUAAACAGUAAGAAAUGUAGUGAACUAAGGAUUAUCUCCUUGUAGAUAGUUAAUUGCUGCUUUAAAAGUUUGUAUUUUUUAAUAUAAUUUGUGUUCAAAUAUUGCAAUUUAAAUUGGCUAAUAAAAUCCAGACAUUUAUUCUGGAAGUUUUCAAAAUGUUUCUUUGGUAGUUUUUGAAAACGAAGGUUUGAAUCGAACGGUGUAUCACCUGAACCAAUACACAUGAAAGUUACUACAAGUCAAAACAGAUUUAUUUUGCAUUGAUCAUUUAGCCUGUCAAUUAAUUAGGUUCAUAUUAGUGAGAAAUGUAUAUGUGUUGUCUGUUUGGUCUUAUAAAUGUCCCGUCCCCAGCAAAAAGUGUACAUGCAGGCUGUGCUGUUAUGUCGUCCCUACACAUGUUGAGAUCAAACCUAUGCCCUUGGGUGGAAAUGAGCUAAUUUGACCUUAUCCAAACUUUUUAAUGGAUGUGUCUAAUUCAAUUUUCAAUGUAGAAGUGCUUUCUGAACAACUUCAUGUUCUGGAACAAGUUGCUGCACAGCAGCAGUCCGAGUGCAUAACUGAUGAAGUAUAAAAGACAGUGAUGCUCUAAAAUGUGAUUUUUUUUUUUUUUUGGACACAAAAAGCAUUCAGUUUUGGCCCAUUGUCUGCAAAGACAUCAAAUGGAAAUGUCAAGUGACAUUUAUGGAUAAACAGAACUUUUUAGUAGCUUAAAAUCAUUUCGGAGUCUGACUUGUUCGACCGAAUAGAUGAAGGAGGCCGUGCGGGUAAAGACGGUGUGUCUACUGUCUACGAGGACUUAAGAGUGUUACAGCUGUCACUUCUUGGAUUUACCAUUUGCCAUCUCUGCUUUCAUUCUGAAAUCACAGUGAGGAGAUCAUGUACUCUGAUUUGGAAUCCUGGGCCUCAGAAUUGCAAAACAGACGUUUUCAUUACUUUGCCUGCUACUUACUAAUGUCCACCAGGUGGUGCUAACAUAUUUUCUGUCUUCAAGGGAUGAAACUGGCAAAGUUUGCCUCAAAUUAUGAAUACGAAUAAAAUAUAUAUUAUACAAAUAUACAUCAUUGAUAUUAAAAUGGUCAGCAUAAUGCAAUGGCUGACUCAGUGAUAAAUAUGAAAAUAUUUUUUAAUACAAACCUACAUAAUAAUGCUCAGGAUAAUGUAAAUCGUAAAUGGACUUACACUUGUAUAGCGCCUUUCCACCAUCAAGGCACUCAAAGCGCUUUGACACUAUGCGCUCGUUUACCUACUGAUGAUGCAGCAUCAGGAGUAAUGUGGGAUUCAUUGUCUUUCUCAAGGAUACUUAGACAAGGUCACCACCUCUGAGUUGGGGAACCACUACUCUACCACUGAGUUACACCACCAAUGUUAUAUAUAAGCUGUAUAUGUAUAUGUCAUUGAAUAUGCGUUGUAAUCCAUGUACUUGAGACAUGACCAGACCACUAAACAAUAGUUAUAUGUGUGUGCUAUGCAUGACUGGACCUCCUCUGAUUUGGUGGCCGCCCCCUGCUGGCGUAACAAUGGAAAGGCUUUUAAAUUUUGAAACAUUUCAUUUGUAAUGCAUGUUGUAUGUGAUAUGAGAAUGAGACCAUGUUCCAAAGAGUUAAAUGAGUUUAAAAGCUGGUUUCUUUUUGUUAGUGUUUUCC
Messenger RNA from Corythoichthys intestinalis (scribbled pipefish), 4561 nucleotides. It is a transcript of the gene wrnip1, whose product is annotated as WRN helicase interacting protein 1. Gene Ontology annotation, cellular component: nucleus. Gene Ontology annotation, molecular function: enzyme activator activity; ATP binding; single-stranded DNA helicase activity. Gene Ontology annotation, biological process: DNA repair; DNA-templated DNA replication; DNA synthesis involved in DNA repair. The transcript is spliced from 7 exons. The coding region runs from base 13 to 1758 and encodes 581 amino acids. NCBI's taxonomy places the organism in Eukaryota, Metazoa, Chordata, Actinopteri, Syngnathiformes, Syngnathidae. The record is from RefSeq and is a predicted model, not a curated record.